AUGUCAGGCAUUCCUCCGCCGCCGCCUCCAGGCUGGGGAGCAGCUCCUCCGCCACCUCCUCCGCCGCCCCCAUCAUCAUUGCCGCCUCCUCCUGAUACACCUGCGCCGCCAGCGCCUCCACUCCCAGGUUAUCAUCCUUCGUCCAAUCCCCAGAUUGCCAAGUAUGCACAGAAGAAAAAAGAAUGGCUUCGGGACCGUCGAAACAGAUUCGGAGAGAAAAGGAAGGCUGGAUUUGUCCAGACUCAGAAGGCUGAUAUGCCACCUGAACAUCUUCGCAAAAUCGUUAAAGAUAUUGGAGACGUGUCUCAAAAGAAAUACACCAAUGAUAAGCGCAGCUAUCUUGGUGCUCUGAAGUUUAUGCCACACGCAGUACUGAAGCUCCUCGAAAAUAUGCCUAUGCCCUGGGAAUCAGCACGUGAAGUCAAGGUUCUGUAUCAUGUCAACGGAUGUCUGACCUUGGUCAACGAGACGCCACGCGUUAUCGAACCGGUCUUCUUUGCGCAAUGGGCUAUGAUGUGGACUUUCAUGAGAAAAGAAAAGGCUGAUAGAAGGCUCUUCAAGCGAAUGCGAUUCCCUCCAUUCGACGAUGAAGAACCGCCCCUGUCGUGGUCGGAGAACAUCGAGGACGUGGAACCUCUCGAGCCUAUUCAAAUGGAAUUGAACGACGAGGAAGAUGAGGCCGUUUAUGAAUGGUUCUAUGACCAUCGUCCACUUUUGGAUACCUCGCAUGUGAAUGGUGCGAGUUACAAGACGUGGAACCUCACCCUGCCUCAAAUGGCAGCUUUAUUCCGUCUAAGUCGUCCCCUGAUUUCCGACGUUGUCGACAAGAACUACUUUUACCUUUUCGAUCUCAAGAGCUUCUUAACUGCAAAGGCUCUCAAUGUUGCGCUUCCAGGUGGACCGCGUUUCGAGCCGCUGUACAAGGAUAUUGAUCCCAAUGAAGAAGAUUUCGGCGAGUUCAAUGCUAUCGAUCGCAUCAUCUUCCGAACCCCAAUCCGCACUGAAUUUCGAGUCGCAUAUCCAUUUCUGUACAAUUCUCUCCCAAGAAGCGUACAUCUGACGUGGCACUCACAUCCGCAAAUCGUAUUCAACCGUGCUGACGAUCCCGAUCUGCCAACUUUUCUUUUCGACCGGCGAAUCAACCCAAUCUCAUCCCGAACAGUGGUACCCAAGAAUGUCGAAUCCACUCUUGAGGAUGAAAUUUUCGGAUCUGGAAAUAAUCAAGAGCCCGAGGAAGAUGCAUUUGAGUUGCCUGCUGCGGUCGAGCCCUUCCUUGCUGGUGAAGAGCUUGAAAACGAGCACACAUCCUCGGCCAUUGAUUUGUGGUGGGCGCCUUUCCCAUUUGAUAGACGCUCUGGAAAAAUGGUUCGUGCUCAGGAUGUCCCUUUGAUCAAGCAAUGGUAUUUGGAACAUCCGCCUUCCGAUCGACCGCCUGUGAAGGUUCGAGUUUCCUACCAGAAAUUGCUGAAGAACUUUGUUCUCAACGAACUUCAUAAGAAGAAGCCCAAUGCACACAAUAAUCAAAAUUUGUUAAGGUCUCUCAAACAGACCAAGUUCUUCCAACAAACAACAAUUGAUUGGGUUGAAGCUGGCCUUCAAGUUUGCCGGCAAGGUUUUAACAUGCUGAACCUCUUGAUUCACAGAAAGAACUUGACAUAUCUCCAUCUGGACUAUAACUUCAAUCUGAAGCCUGUGAAGACGCUGACAACCAAGGAGCGAAAGAAGUCUCGAUUUGGAAACGCAUUCCACCUGAUGCGCGAAAUACUCAGGUUGACGAAACUGAUUGUUGAUGCUCAAGUUCAGUAUCGCCUUGGAAAUAUUGACGCCUUCCAGCUUGCUGAUGGUAUUCACUACGCUUUCAAUCAUGUCGGACAGCUCACUGGGAUGUAUCGAUACAAAUACAAGCUCAUGCACCAGAUUCGAACCUGCAAGGACUUGAAGCACCUGAUAUAUUAUCGAUUCAACUCUGGUCCAGUCGGCAAGGGUCCUGGCUGUGGCUUCUGGGCUCCGUCAUGGAGAGUGUGGCUCUUUUUCAUGAGAGGCAUCAUCCCAUUAUUGGAACGAUGGCUUGGUAAUCUUUUAUCCCGUCAAUUCGAAGGUCGACACAGCAAGGGUGUUGCGAAGACAGUCACAAAGCAGCGAGUCGAAUCCCACUUCGAUUUGGAAUUGCGUCAGUCAGUGAUGUCUGAUUUGAUGGACAUGAUGCCAGAGGGUAUCAAACAGAACAAAGUCAGCGUUGUGCUCCAGCAUUUGUCCGAAGCUUGGCGUUGCUGGAAGAGUAAUAUUCCUUGGAAGGUCCCGGGCCUGCCUGCACCAAUUGAGAACGUUAUUCUUCGAUAUGUAAAAUCAAAAGCUGACUGGUGGAUUUCUGUUGCUCAUUACAACCGUGAGCGAAUACGUCGUGGAGCAACGGUUGAUAAGACGGUUGCGAAGAAGAACGUUGGGCGUCUGACUCGACUGUGGCUCAAGGCCGAGCAAGAAAGACAACAUAACCACAUGAAGGAUGGUCCAUAUGUGUCCUCCGAGGAAGCUGUUGCUAUUUAUACGACGACUGUUCACUGGUUGGAGUCUCGGAAAUUCUCACCUAUUCCAUUCCCCAGCGUUUCAUACAAGCACGACACCAAGAUAUUGAUCCUUGCUUUGGAGCGUUUGAGGGAGGCCUACUCUGUCAAGGGUAGACUGAACCAGACUCAACGUGAAGAGCUGGCAUUGAUUGAGCAAGCUUAUGACAGCCCCGGCACCACGUUGGAAAGAAUCAAGCGAUUCUUGCUCACACAGCGAGCUUUCAAGGAAGUCAAUAUUGACAUGAAUGACAACUACAGCACGAUUAAUCCUGUGUAUGAUAUCGAGCCCAUAGAGAAGAUCAGCGAUGCCUAUCUUGAUCAGUAUUUGUGGUAUCAAGCUGACCAACGUCAUCUGUUUCCCGCCUGGAUCAAGCCAUCAGACUCUGAGGUGCCUCCACUGUUGGUAUACAAAUGGGCUCAGGGCAUCAACAAUUUGAGUCAAGUUUGGGAGACAGAAGACGGAGAGUGCAACGUCAUGGUUGAAACGGAGCUUUCCAAGGUCUACGAAAAGAUGGAAUUGACGCUUCUCAAUUCUCUGCUGAGGCUCAUCAUGGACCACAACUUGGCUGAUUACAUCACUGCCAAGAACAAUGUUCAGUUGACCUACAAGGAUAUGAACCACGUCAACAGCUACGGUAUGAUUCGUGGGCUUCAGUUCUCAGCCUUUGUCUUCCAAUACUAUGGCCUGGUCCUGGAUCUGCUCUUGCUAGGACCUCAGCGCGCCAGCGAGAUUGCUGGCCCUCCCCAGAGCCCCAACGAUUUCCUGCAGUUCCGCGAUCGAGGAACAGAAUCAAGGCAUUCAAUUAGACUCUACAGUCGUUAUAUUGACAAGAUCUGGAUCUUUUUACGAUUUACAGCCGAAGAAUCCAGAGAUCUUAUCCAGCGCUUCCUCACUGAACAGCCCGAUCCUAAUUUUGAGAACGUUAUAGGAUACAAGAGCAAGAAGUGCUGGCCGAGAGACUCUCGUAUGCGGCUGAUGCGGCAUGAUGUCAAUUUGGGACGUGCCGUCUUCUGGGAUCUGAAGAAUCGUUUGCCGCGCUCUGUCACCACUAUUGACUGGGAUGAUAGCUUCGUCAGUGUCUACAGUCGCGACAACCCCAACUUGCUCUUCUCUAUGUGCGGAUUCGAAGUUCGAAUUCUACCCAAGACCCGAAAUCAAAAUGACGAGUUCCCUGUUAAGGACAGCGUUUGGUCUUUGGUCGACAAUACCACGAAGGAGAGAACUGCAUAUGCUUUUUUGCAGGUCACACAAGAAGACAUUCAGAAAUUCAACAACCGCAUUCGACAAAUUCUUAUGUCUUCUGGCUCCACAACCUUCACAAAAAUUGCGAACAAAUGGAAUACCGCGCUGAUUGCCCUCUUCACCUACUAUCGUGAAGCAGCAGUCUCCACGGUCGAUCUUCUUGAUACCAUUGUCAAGUGUGAGACGAAGAUUCAAACCCGUGUCAAGAUUGGGCUGAACUCGAAGAUGCCGUCUCGUUUUCCUCCUGCUGUUUUCUACACGCCCAAGGAACUUGGUGGCUUGGGCAUGAUUUCAGGCUCGCACAUCUUGAUUCCUGCAAGUGACAAGCGAUGGUCUAAGCAAACAGACACAGGAGUCACUCACUACCGUUCUGGUAUGACUCAUGACGAGGAAACCUUGAUCCCGAACAUUUUCCGUUACAUCAUCCCCUGGGAGGCAGAAUUUAUUGAUUCCCAGCGUGUCUGGACGGAGUACUCCCAGAAGAGACUCGAGGCCAACCAGCAGAAUCGUCGUUUGACACUGGAAGACCUUGAAGAUAGCUGGGAUCGUGGUCUACCGAGAAUCAACACCCUUUUCCAGAAAGACCGCAGCACGCUUAGCUUUGACAAAGGUUUUCGAGCUAGAUCCGAGUUUAAAAUUUAUCAGUUGAUGAAGUCUAAUCCUUUUUGGUGGACUAGUCAGCGACAUGACGGGAAAUUAUGGAAUCUCAACGCUUAUCGUACCGACGUCAUCCAAGCACUCGGCGGUGUUGAAACCAUAUUGGAACACACACUCUUCAAAGCAACAGGAUUUCCUUCAUGGGAAGGACUCUUUUGGGAAAAAGCGUGUCUUGCGAAUGGUACGAUGCUGCUUCGACAUGAUCGUUCUCUGGUUGCAGUUGAAGACGUUAGGGAGGGUGAUUUACUUCUUGGGCCUGAUGGAGGACCUCGACGGGCAUUCAACGUGGUUAGUGGCAAAGACCGACUAUACCGUAUCACGAUUGGCGGCGGAAAAGAAGAUCUCGUGGUUACUCCCAACCAUAUUCUAGUCUUCCACGAAGUAAAGAGCGACUCUGAUAAAUAUUACGAUGACAUUGAGAUGACAGCCGCUCAAUAUGCAUCGUUGGAGUCUACAGAGAGGAGCAACUACAGGCUCUUUAGCUGCACCGGUCUCGACUUCCCUCAGGCAACGACCACUGGGUCCGCUGGAGGUCGCUUCAUUCCCCAGUCUCAUAGCUUCGCGGUCGAGGAUGUAGUACUGGAAACAGAAGCUAGAGCAUGGGCAGGUUUCCGAGUAGACGGAGACCAGCUCUAUCUGCGACACGACCAUCUCGUGCUUCACAACAGUGGUUUUGAAGAGAGCAUGAAGUUCAAAAAGCUCACGAAUGCGCAGAGAUCCGGUCUGAACCAGAUUCCAAACCGUAGAUUCACUCUAUGGUGGUCACCCACUAUCAACCGUGCCAACGUGUACGUCGGUUUCCAAGUCCAGCUGGACUUGACGGGAAUUUUUUUGCACGGAAAGAUUCCCACUCUGAAGAUCUCCUUGAUUCAGAUUUUCCGAGCUCACUUGUGGCAGAAGAUUCAUGAGUCCGUUGUAAUGGAUCUUUGUCAAGUGUUUGACCAGGAGCUGGAGUCACUCGGCAUUGAGACAGUGCAAAAGGAAACGAUUCACCCGCGAAAGUCGUAUAAGAUGAACAGUUCUUGCGCCGACAUUCUUCUCUUCGCAAGCCACAAAUGGAAUGUCACUCGCCCUUCUGUACUGUUUGACACCAAGGAUGUCAUUGAGGCGACCACCACGAACAAGUUUUGGAUUGAUGUGCAACUUCGUUAUGGCGACUAUGACUCGCACGACAUUGAACGGUAUACCCGUGCAAAGUACCUUGAUUAUACUACCGAUAGCUCAAGUAUUUAUCCCUCUGCUACGGGCCUGAUGAUAGGUAUCGACCUCGCUUACAAUCUUUACUCGGCUUACGGCAUGUACUUUCCUGGGUUGAAGGUUCUUAUCCAGCAAGCUAUGGCCAAGAUCAUGAAGGCCAAUCCAGCACUUUAUGUCUUGCGUGAACGUAUCCGAAAGGGUUUGCAAUUGUACGCCUCUGAAAGCAAUCAGGAGUUCCUGAACUCGCAGAACUACUCUGAGCUGUUCAGCAACCAAACUCAGCUGUUCAUUGACGACACCAACGUCUACCGUGUGACGAUUCAUAAGACAUUCGAAGGCAAUUUGACGACUAAGCCAAUCAACGGCGCUAUCUUUAUUUUCAACCCCCGAACUGGACAGUUGUUCCUGAAGAUUAUUCACACGAGUGUUUGGGCCGGCCAAAAGCGUCUUGGACAGCUCGCUAAAUGGAAGACUGCUGAAGAAGUUGCGGCUCUCAUUCGAUCACUCCCUGUGGAACAGCAGCCGAAGCAGCUAAUUGUUACCAGAAAGGGCUUAUUGGAUCCUCUCGAAGUCCAGUUGGUUGAUUUCCCCAAUAUUUCUAUCCGGGCAUCUGAGCUGCAACUUCCCUUCCAAGCCGCCAUGAAAGUUGAGAAACUGGGAGACAUGAUCUUGAGGGCUACCGAGCCUCAGAUGGUGUUAUUCAAUCUCUACGAUGAGUGGCUGAAGACUAUUUCGUCGUACACAGCGUUUUCUCGUCUGAUUUUGAUCCUCCGUGCUCUCCAUGUCAAUCCGGACAAAAGCAAACUCAUCCUUCGGCCGGACAAGACUGUCAUCACACACGAACAUCACAUUUGGCCAUCCAUGUCUGACGAAGAUUGGAUCAAGGUAGAAACACAGCUGCGAGAUCUCAUCUUGAAUGACUACGGAAAGAAGAACAAUGUCAAUAUUUCCAGUUUGACCAGCAGUGAGGUCCGUGAUAUCAUCUUGGGCAUGGAGAUCUCUGCACCUUCUUUGCAGAGACAACAGGCUGCGGAGAUCGAGAAGCAACAGCAAGAGCAACAACAGCUCACUGCUGUCACGACGAAGACGCAGAACGUGCACGGUGAAGACAUUAUUGUCACAACUACAUCGCAGUUCGAGCAGCAGACGUUUGCCUCCAAGACUGAAUGGCGGACAAGAGCCAUUGCAACAUCCAACCUGCGGACCAGAGCCAAGAACAUCUACGUGUCUUCUGUCGACAACGAUCUGGACGACAUUACCUAUGUCAUGCCCAACAAUAUUCUGAAGAAGUUCAUCACGAUUGCGGAUCUGCGGGUCCAAGUGGCAGGAUAUCUCUACGGCUCUGCUGCCCCUGACAACGAGCAAGUCAAGGAAAUCAAGUGUAUCGUCAUGAUGCCUCAAAUAGGUGGCUUGCGCAGCGUGCAGCUUCCUCAGCAGCUUCCUCGCAGCGACUUCCUUGACGGCAUGGAGCCCUUGGGUGUCAUACAUACCAUGUCAGGUAGCGAGCUGCCAUACAUGUCCGCCGCGGAUGUGACCGAGCAUGCCAGGCUGCUUGAUGCCCACAGCGAGUGGGACAAGACAAACACGGUAACCGUUUCCGUCUCAUUCACACCCGGUAGCGUCUCCCUCUCGGCUUGGGGCCUCACACCUAAAGGAUACAAAUGGGGAGCCGAAAACAAGGACACCCAAAGCGACCAGCCACAAGGAUUCACCACGACCAUGGGUGAGAAAAGAAAGCUGCUGCUGUCUCCGAGAUUCAGGGGUUUCUUCCUGGUGCCCGAUGACAGAAGAUGGAACUACAGCUUUAUGGGCAGCGCUUUCGCAGGCAUGGAAAAGAAGCCCGUGCAUGUGAAGCUGGACACACCCCUUCCAUUCUACAACGACCAGCACCGACCAAUUCACUUUCAUAGUUUUGCCGAGCUGGAAGACAUCUGGGUAGACCGGACGGACAACUUUGAAUAG
Molecule: messenger RNA, 7623 nt
Organism: Metarhizium album ARSEF 1941
Lineage: Eukaryota; Fungi; Ascomycota; Sordariomycetes; Hypocreales; Clavicipitaceae
Product: pre-mRNA processing splicing factor 8
Exons: 1
Coding region: 1-7623 (2540 amino acids)
Biological process (GO): spliceosomal tri-snRNP complex assembly; mRNA splicing, via spliceosome
Cellular component (GO): catalytic step 2 spliceosome; U5 snRNP
Molecular function (GO): U6 snRNA binding; U5 snRNA binding; U2 snRNA binding
Source: RefSeq, a predicted model, not a curated record